Molecule: messenger RNA, 1323 nt
Organism: Hibiscus syriacus
Lineage: Eukaryota; Viridiplantae; Streptophyta; Magnoliopsida; Malvales; Malvaceae
Exons: 3
Coding region: 1-1323 (440 amino acids)
Source: RefSeq, a predicted model, not a curated record
AUGGCUACUUGGCUUGAUAUGCGUCAGAGAUUAAAAAAGAAUGAAACAAUUAAUAAAGUGGUACAAGAACAAUUUGAAAAAGAGAAAGAUCAUUGGAAGAAAGUUCUUCAGAGAAUUAUUUCAAUUGUAAAGUUCCUUGCUAAACAUAAUUUAGCUUUCCGUGGAUCGAACGAUAAGUUGUAUCAAAAGAGCAAUGGAAACUUUUUGGGUUUAAUUGAAAUGCUGGAAGAGUUUGACCCAGUUAUUAAAGAGCACGUGAGAUGUAUUACAAGUGAUAACAUCCAUGUUCACUAUCUCGGUCAUACAAUCCAAAAUGAGUUAAUAACUUUGCUUGCACAUGCAAUCAAAUCAGAUAUCAUAAAAAAAGUUAAGCAAUCAAAGUAUUACUCAGUGAUACUUGAUUGUACCCCAGAUUGCAUUCAUCAAGAACAAAUGACUUUGAUAUUGAGGUAUGUAAAUUUCUCAUCCACAAGUGUCAGUGUUGAGGAAUCUUUUUUAGGAUUUUUAAAUGUUAAUGAUACCACUGGUCAGGGACUUUUUGAUACAACACAAGAUGAAUUGAAGUCACUUGGUCUUGAUAUUGAUGAUAUGCGUGGUCAAGGCUAUGACAAUAGAUCGAAUAUGAAAGGACUGGCACUUAAGUCGUUGUCAACCACAUGCUGGGAAAGUCAUGUUGAUAAUGUCAAAGCUAUUAGAUUUCAGAUUGUGGAAGUAAGAGAAGCUUUACUUCAAGUUGCAAAGAACGAUAAUGAUUCCAAAAUAAAAAGUGAAGCUAAAUCUUUAGCAACAAAUGAGUUUGGCGAUUUUGAGUUUUUAGUUUCGAUUGUCAUUUGGUUCGAUAUAUUAUACACCGUAAAUUUAGUGAGCAAAAACUUACAAUCCAAAGAUAUGCUUAUUGAUGUUGCUAUUAAAGAAGUUAAAGGUUUGAUCUCUUUCUUUGAGGAGUUUAGAAACACGGGGUUCUCAAAAGCUGUCGAUAUUGCUAAGCAAAUUGCAACUGAAAUGGAUGUUGAUCUUGUCUUCCCUCAAAGACGUGUAAUUCAGGAGUCAUUUAAAGUCAACUACUUCAUGUACAUUGUUGAUCAAGCAAUUGCUUCUCUUACAACAAAGUUUGAACAAUACAAAGAGUACGAGAAAAUUUUUGGUUUCUUGUUCUCUUGUGACAAGUUGAAGUUCUUUGAUGACAACCACCUUAAGUCAUGUUGUAGUCAUCUUGAAGAUGCACUCAAGAAAAACGGACGAUCAUAUAUUGAUGCAAAUGAACUCUAUGUGGAGCUAAGGUUACUUAACAAUUUCUUGCCAGGAAAAUAUGAGACCUACUGA